UCAAACCUCACGUUAGAGAGAAAUAAAAGGAAUUUAGCUUAACAUGUCUAUGGACAACAUUAAGUAUAUAAAUUAACUCCAUGCUUCAUUUUGCUCGAACCUCACAUUAGAGAGAAAUAAGAGAAAUUUAGCAUAACACGUCUAUGGAGUCUAAGAUUCAUCAGUUGUAUAAAAAGGUGAAACCAUUUUUGGGAGUAAUUUCAGUGCAAUUUGGCUAUACAGGGCUGUCCAUAAUAGGUAAGUUUGCUCUAAAUAAGGGGAUGAGUCAACAUGUGUUCAUAGUCUACCGGUAUGCCAUUGCCACUGCUGUCAUUGCUCCUUUCGCUUUUGUCUUCGAUAGGAAGAAACGGCUAAAGUUGACCUUCUCUGUCUUUGCCAAGAUUGUGUUCCUCGCCUUGUUGGGGCCUGUAAUAUGCCAGACCUUGUUCUACACUGGGAUGAAGUAUACUACAGCAACUUACGCAAGAGCCAUAGACAAUGUUCUUCCUGCGUUUGCAUUUUCAAUGGCUUGGAUUUUAGGUCUUGAGAAAGUAAACAUUUGGAGAUGGCGUGGCCAGGCAAAGGUAUUGGGGACCAUAGUCACGGUUGGGGGGGCCUUGCUCAUGACUCUGGUUAAAGGACCUAUGUUGAGUCUGCCAUGGACAAAUGGAAAUGACCAUCAAGAAUCUACUGGUCCAGCAAAUAAGCAAGAUGUCAUCAAGGGUUCUCUCAUGAUACUAGUAGGUUCUGCCUGCUGGUCUGCUUUCACUAAUCUUCAAGCAAUUACGUUGAAAUCAUACCCCACAGAGCUUUCCCUAACAGUUCUGAUAUGUUUGAUGAGCACACUGGAAGGUACCAUACUGGCCCUUGCAAUGGAACGGGGGAACCUCACGGCCUGGUCAAUACACUUAGAUAUUAAGCUCCUAGCUGCUGUAUAUGCUGGCGUAGUAGCUUCAGGGUUCUCCAUUUACGUUCAUGGACAAGUAAUGAAGGAAAAAGGACCUGUUUUUGUGACUGCUUUUAAUCCACUAAGCACGGUUCUAGUUGCAAUUAUAGGCUCUUUCUUUCUAUACGAGGCAAUGUACUUAGGAAGCGUUAUUGGAGCAAUUGUCAUUGUUGCUGGCAUAUAUAUGGUUUUAUGGGGCAAGAGCCAAGAUCAGCUAGGAUCAAAGUCAAGCGGCGAGAAGGUAGUACCAACUUCCCAAAAUAUGGCUACUACGAAUGAGAGGAUAACGACUUCAAAUCAAGAAUUUAUGGCCAUCAAUGUGACAAGUAUAAAAUCUACAAAUGGAGCUGCAUGAAAAUUGUGGAUAUGCUUAUUGUUGUAAUUGAUGUCUUCUAUAUGGAAAAGAUUCAAUUCCAU
Molecule: messenger RNA, 1342 nt
Organism: Quercus lobata
Lineage: Eukaryota; Viridiplantae; Streptophyta; Magnoliopsida; Fagales; Fagaceae
Product: WAT1-related protein At2g39510-like
Exons: 7
Coding region: 144-1280 (378 amino acids)
Cellular component (GO): membrane
Molecular function (GO): transmembrane transporter activity
Source: RefSeq, a predicted model, not a curated record